UCUUCUCCACAGUCAUGUGUGGGGAAAACAGCUCCAGCCUGACCCCGGGAUUCUUUAUCUUGAAUGGGAUUCCUGGGCUGGAAGCUGCACACACCUGGAUCUCCCUGCCAUUCUGCUUCAUGUACGUCAUCGCUGUCGUGGGGAACUGCGGGCUCAUCUACCUAAUCAGCCAUGAGGAUGCCCUGCACCGGCCCAUGUACUACUUCCUGGCCCUGCUCUCCUUCACAGAUGUCACCCUGUGCACCACCACUGUACCCAAUAUGCUGUGCAUAUUCUGGUUCAACCUCAAGGAGAUUGACUUUGAUGCCUGCCUGGCUCAGAUGUUUUUCGUCCACAUGCUGACUGGGAUGGAGUCUGGGGUGCUCAUGCUCAUGGCCCUGGACCGCUAUGUGGCCAUCUGCUACCCCUUACGUUAUUCCACCAUCCUCACCAACCCUGUCAUCGCCAAGACCGGUCUUGCCACCUUCCUGAGGGGUGUGCUGCUCAUUAUCCCAUUCACUUUCCUCACCAAGCGUCUGCCCUAUUGCCGGGGCAACUUCAUUCCCCAUACCUACUGUGAUCAUAUGUCUGUGGCCAAGGUGUCCUGUGGCAAUUUCAAGGUCAAUGCCAUCUAUGGUCUCUUGGCAGCCCUCCUAAUUGGGGGCUUUGAUAUGUUCUGUAUUUCUGUGUCUUACACUAUGAUCUUGCGGGCAGUGGUGAGUCUGUCAUCUGCAGAUGCUCGGAAGAAAGCCUUCGGUACCUGUACAUCCCACAUAUGUGCCAUUGUGAUCACAUAUGUUCCAGCCCUGUUCACCAUUUUUACUCAUCGUUUUGGGGGACAAAACAUUCCCCACCACGUUCAUAUCCUUAUUGCUAAUCUUUAUUUGAUGUUGCCUCCUACUCUGAACCCCAUUGUUUAUGGAGCCAAGACUAAGCAGAUCCAGGAAGGAGUGAUCAAGUUAUUUUUUAAAGAGAAAACUGUCUUAGUUAUGAAAUAGAUUCAUUAGU
Molecule: messenger RNA, 987 nt
Organism: Leopardus geoffroyi (Geoffroy's cat)
Lineage: Eukaryota; Metazoa; Chordata; Mammalia; Carnivora; Felidae
Product: olfactory receptor 52N2-like
Exons: 1
Coding region: 15-977 (320 amino acids)
Biological process (GO): G protein-coupled receptor signaling pathway
Cellular component (GO): membrane
Molecular function (GO): G protein-coupled receptor activity; olfactory receptor activity
Source: RefSeq, a predicted model, not a curated record